Messenger RNA from Phoenix dactylifera (date palm), 1500 nucleotides. RefSeq names its product DWD (DDB1-binding WD40 protein) hypersensitive to ABA 1 (gene DWA1). Gene Ontology annotation, biological process: mRNA export from nucleus. The record is from RefSeq and is a predicted model, not a curated record. Gene Ontology annotation, cellular component: THO complex; transcription export complex. Gene Ontology annotation, molecular function: protein binding. NCBI's taxonomy places the organism in Eukaryota, Viridiplantae, Streptophyta, Magnoliopsida, Arecales, Arecaceae.
GAAAAACAAACUGACCCCUUCUUUUUGUAUUUUAUAUCAGUCCUGUCCCCCCUUGUUAUAAAGCCGAAAGUCGCAGGGCUCGGGGCCACCGAUGCCGGAAAUGGCGAGACGCGGCGGAGGCGGAGGCGGAGGCGGAGGCGGAGGAGACGCGAGGAAUUGGGACGAAGAGGGCUACAGGAAGAGCAUUCUUCGAGAGCGAGAGCUCCACUAUCGGACCGUUUUCCGGACUGCCUUCGCCCCCUCGCUAAACCCUAAUCCGGAAACCCUAAUCGUUGCCUCCAGCGACGGAUCUCUGGCGUCCUACUCCAUCUCCGCCUGCAUCUCCUCGGUCACUCAGCUUAUGCAUUUUAACAGGAAAAUUGAUGAGAAGCCUGUACCUGAUUUUUUGUUGGUGGAACCACUUUCGGUGAUUCAAGGACACAAGGGUCCUGCAUAUGAUUUGAAGUUUUAUCAUGUUGGAGAAGAAUAUUUGCUAUUAAGUUGUGGUGAUGAUGGGCGGAUACGGGGAUGGAAAUGGACUGAAGAACUGAAUUCUGAUCUUUCCAUGGGUAUGCAAGGAAACGAUUUGAAGCCACUACUUGAUUUGGUGAACCCUCAACAUGAAGGUCCUUGGGGUGCUCUUUCUCCGAUCCCCGAAAACAAUGCUAUCGCAGUUAAUGAACAGGAAGGAUCCAUUUACUCAGCUGCUGGUGAUGCUUGUGCAUAUUGUUGGGAUGUGGAGACUAGGAAAAGGAAAAUGGUCUUCAGGGGGCAUUCAGAUUACUUGCAUUGUAUCACUGCUCGUAAGUCAAGCAAUCAGAUCAUAACAGGUUCGGAGGAUGGAACAACACGAAUAUGGGAUUGUAGAAGUGGAUCAUGUACUCGAAUUAUAUAUCCAGAAAAGAACCGUAAGUUAAAGGAGCAUUCAUGGGUCAGUAGUGUUGCCAUUGAUUCGAGCGAAAGUUGGCUGGCUUGUGGCACUGGUAGUGGAUUAUCAGUUUGGAGUCUGUUAUCUUGUGAAUGCAUCUUUAGCAGUGAUAGUUGUGCCCCUGUGCAAGACUUAUUGUUUCAGGAUAACCAGGUUCUCACGGUUGGUUCUGAACCUGUACUUACACGUUUCGGAAUUUAUGGAGUGGUUCUUUCACAAAUAAAAUGUGCCCCGCAGUCAGCAUUUUCUGUCUCCCUUCAUCCUUCUGGAGUUGUCGCAGUUGGUGGCUAUGGAGGUCUGGUGGAUGUCAUAUCAGAAUUUGGGAGCCAUCUUUGCACGUUUUGCUGCCAAGGCAUGGAUUAAGUACGCAUGAACUGUUUGCCAAACAAUCCAGCUAUUAAGAAUCAGCUUAUGGCGCCUUUGCAUUGGCAUCCGUUGCCAUUCCCCAGCUGUGUAAAAGAUCUGUUUUGUAUUGUUUCUGCGAUGUAUUAUCUUGUCUUAUGCAAUGCAAUUAUCACACAGGAAACUUAAAUUAUCAAGUGUUCGUGGACAUCAUAUCCCUGGCCGAUCCAAUCAAUUACAAUUUCAGCUCU